Molecule: messenger RNA, 835 nt
Organism: Balearica regulorum gibbericeps (East African grey crowned-crane)
Lineage: Eukaryota; Metazoa; Chordata; Aves; Gruiformes; Gruidae
Gene: MRPL32
Product: mitochondrial ribosomal protein L32
Biological process (GO): translation
Cellular component (GO): mitochondrial large ribosomal subunit
Molecular function (GO): structural constituent of ribosome
Source: RefSeq, a predicted model, not a curated record
UUCUCGCCGCUGCCGCGGCUUCGCGGUCUCCUGCAGCGCUGCUGGGGCCGGCUGGAGCGCGGUCUCUUGCCGGGUUUCUCCGGGGGCCAGAGCCCGCCCUGGGGACCAGCACUAGCUGUCCAAGCUCCAGUUUUUCUUCCACAAUCAGUGAACGAUACUGGUGAAAGUAAUGAGGCUCCAAGCCUGUUAGAUAGCAUCUUGUGGAUGGCGGCACCAAAGAAAAGGCGCACCAUUGAAGUCAACCGCUGCAGGCGAAGAAAUCCCCAAAAGCUUAUAAAAGUAAAGACAAACAUAGACGUUUGUCCUGAGUGUGGAAACGUGAAACAGAAACACGUCCUUUGUGGCUAUUGUUAUGCAAAAGUCAAAGCAGAAACUCGACUGAUACGGAUGGAAAUAUGUAAAAAGGAAGGAGGACCAUUUAAUGCUCCAACUGUAGAGACUGUUGUCCUUUAUGAUGGAGAAAAGCCCACAGAAAAAGAUGAAGGCAAGCGGAUCAUUGAAAGAUCCAGGAAGCGUCCAUCUUGGUUUGUUCAAAAUUGAUGCUAUAGAACAAAUACUAACAAAAACAGUUGCUACAGCAAGAAAGAUGAUGAUUUUCAAGAAUGUUUCUUCAUUCACUCAGUGUUGAUACAGAAAGCCAAUGAACUUUUGGGAAGCCUGCUUGAAUUGCAUGUCAUACCAUGUUAUUUUGCAGUCAGGUGUUGUUUCUAUAGCAUGCAGUGGGAAAUGCUUCUCAGUGAUACGUCACAGCAGUCAACAAUUAAAGAGAAAUCAGGAUGUGUCUUAGGUUUGGACAUCUGCGUACAGUACACUGAAUAAUUUGUAUGCCAAUGUU